UCAAUCGCUCCUUCUCCAUCUCUGUGGCGUGGGAGGCGUCUGUCAAACGGACCCGUGGAGUCCUCUCUGUCCGUCCGAGUGGAGGACACUACACGCCGUCGUUUGUUCGGAGCAGCUGAAGUUUGGAGACUAUAGGCGGGUUUACUCUUUGGGGGAUACUCUGCUGCCAUCCGGGAAAACCCGUCACAUUGUGAGCUGAAAGGAAGUUGAAGCAAACAACUGGGUGCGUGUUAGCCGAACCGAGCCGCCAUGGACGCGCUGAUGAAGGGUUUCUCUAAAGCCAAGGAUGGGGUCGUGGCAGCGGCGGAGAAAACCAAGCAGGGAGUGACUGGAGCGGCUGAGAUGACGAAGGAUGGGGUUAUGUAUGUCGGUUCUAAAACAAAGGAUGGAGUCUCCACAGUCGCUGAAAAAACAGUGUCUGGAGUGUCUCAGGUGGGCGGAGCUGUGGUUACCGGGGUUACGGCUGUAGCCCAGAAAACUGUAGAGGGAGCAGGCAACAUCGCCGCUGCCACUGGAUUGGUCAAGAAGGAUCCAGCCAAACAAGGUGAGGAUGCUUCAGCAGUACCAGAUGCAGUGGAGUCACCAGUCGAUACUGACUUCACUGAACCUACAGAGGAGGACUCGGAUGACUGAGUAGCUGAAUGGCUUCACAGUCAAAGCAAAAUGGCCCAAACAUUCCAUGUCGCUCUGCCAAGUCCCGUCGUGCCUCGUCUCAUGGAGUCUGUGCUCGGCGUCUGUGCGUUUCCGUGUGUGCUGUUCUGUGUGUUUUUGCAGUAAAUGUCAUGUAGAGAGAUGGAGAAAUGUUGUGCGAGUGUGCUGGCGCAUCCUGCAUCCCGGGCGACGCCUCAGGUUUGUGUGUUUUCUGUGACCAGCUGUCGUUUACAGUGACUCCCUCCCACUGAGAAGGCCGCCUGAUCACAGAGUGUGUGUCUGUCCUCUGUCAGCUGGUUGGCCGUGUCAGUAACACAAACCUGGAAGUAUACCACAAUCUACAAACACCUAAGUGUCUCUAUAUAAAGCUACAAUUUACACCGAUCUGUUUGAAAUGGGUGCAUAAUAAUAAUCUCUAUUUUGUUGUGUAUUUUGUCACUGUUUUUUGCGAUGGACUAUAAAGUGCUGAGCUGUUUGUGCAUUCAUGUUGUAUUUUAUAGCAUGUAAAGUAAAAUUCAGCUUCACCGCUGUCAUGAAUUUAUUUGGAUUCAGAUAUUGAAUAAAAUAUAUAAAGCGUGGGAUUAUGCCCUUAGAAUUCAUAUACAAGCGACUCUGUAUAAUGAAUUAUGUAUUUACAAAAAAAUUUGUGUUUAUGAAUCAAAUUUCUGUUUCAAGACAUGAUUUCCUAAAUGAAAGCAAACUUAUUCACACUUAGACCACAUAUUGUUGUCAAAACCUAACAGGCACUCAUAUUACCUUGUUUCUCAUAGGAUUUUUAUCUGUUUACAUGAAAUUUGAGGUAAUAAUCAUAUUUAAUGUAGAGGAGAAUAAAGUAGAUUAGUUGUUAACAAAAUAGCCACAGUUCUUGAACUGCUCUGCUGGAAUUAUAGCGCCCCCUAUAUUUACUGGCACCUCUGGAAAAAAUAAAAUAAAUAUAUGUUUUAUUACAGUAGGAUAAUCUCAGAAUGGAAAAAUUUAAUGAUCACAGAUGGGGAAACAAGCCCACAUCAAUUGCUUUUUACAAUAUCACUAGUAAUUGUUCACACUUCUAACAUAUCUUCUAAAAUAAAUCACUAACUUGUUCACCGGAAGCUUUAACUUGUAAUCUUUGAGUCCUUGAUUCUCAAGCACUGAAUUUGAACAAACAAGGCUGGAACGACGAGGAAGCAAAUUUAUCUUGUCAACAAGCACAGUGAGCAGAGGGGUAAGAGAGUUAAAAACAACCUCCAAAGCUCACUGUUUUUCAUUUUGAGAUAAUGCUACUGCAACAAAAGAUGAACUUAUUUCACACACUGUAAGGACAACAGUUUGUGUAAUCGCCAAAGAUAAGAUGUUAAAAAUUGGAUACUAAAUAUAAAUCUGAUAAAUGUCACCUUGUUUUACUUUCAUAACUUUUUUUCAUCUGGUUGGGGUAGGAACUGGUUCAAAAGUAAUCAUAUUGUAUUAGCGUAAUGGUUCCGAAGGUUAGGGUGCAAACCCCAGAUGAGCAAUCAGAAACUAACUGAGGGCUCUUGAGAUAUUUACUAGGAAUAAAAUAAAAUAUAACAAUAUCCAUAAUUGAGUAUGUCUUCUACAAUUGUUACAGGAGAUUAAAAAAAAUGCCUGAAUAAACUGAUAAACAAAUGCUAUGAAAAUAAAUGUUUCAUUAUACUGUUUGUUGAA
Molecule: messenger RNA, 2313 nt
Organism: Girardinichthys multiradiatus
Lineage: Eukaryota; Metazoa; Chordata; Actinopteri; Cyprinodontiformes; Goodeidae
Product: alpha-synuclein-like
Exons: 6
Coding region: 250-633 (127 amino acids)
Biological process (GO): chemical synaptic transmission; synapse organization; synaptic vesicle endocytosis
Cellular component (GO): neuronal cell body; cytoplasm; axon terminus
Molecular function (GO): cuprous ion binding
Source: RefSeq, a predicted model, not a curated record